Molecule: messenger RNA, 1638 nt
Organism: Hevea brasiliensis (rubber tree)
Lineage: Eukaryota; Viridiplantae; Streptophyta; Magnoliopsida; Malpighiales; Euphorbiaceae
Product: E3 ubiquitin-protein ligase SIRP1-like
Exons: 2
Coding region: 409-1467 (352 amino acids)
Biological process (GO): protein ubiquitination
Cellular component (GO): cytoplasm
Molecular function (GO): ubiquitin protein ligase activity
Source: RefSeq, a predicted model, not a curated record
CUGACCAUCUUCUCUUCUUUUUUUGUUUUCUUCUUCUUCUUGUUUAUUUUAUUUCAUACAACAGUUAUUUUAUUUGGUUGUGUUCAUAAGGGAACUAAUGCGGUAAAAAAAAAAUGAAAAAUCUGUCUUUCUGAUAUGACAAGAAUUGCAGAUUGCUUCUUUUCCUAUGUAUUCUGGAAACUACAUUCAGAUAUUGAAGAGGGUGUAAAUCAUCUUUACCAGAUGAUCCUCUCUAUUUUGGUUACUAGAAUGUAGAAGAUAAUCCUAUAUAAGUAGAUUCUUUCUUAAAGAAUCACAAAACCCUGUUUGGGGAGUAUCAUUGGACAUACAUAAACCAGAAUCAUGGUUUGAAAUUUGGGUGUUGCUUGCUUCUUGGACAUUCAAAGAAACUGCUUUGAAGAAAGGGGGAUGGGGGAUGCAAUGGUUGAUCGAUACUGGUGUCACAUGUGCUCUAGGAUGGUGACCCCAGUCAUGGAAGCUGAGAUUAAAUGCCCAUUCUGUGACAAUGGGUUUGUGGAAGAAAUGGACAGCACAAGAGAACUCAAUAACGAUGGUAUCGAUUUUGGAUCAGAACGUGCAUUCUCUCUGUGGGCUCCAAUCUUGUUUGGUUUGAUGGGUGGUUUAGGUCCUUCUCGUGCACGAGCUCAAGAAGAGAAUAGCAGAAGCAGCAGCAGCAAUGCACAGGAAGAAAAUGGUGAACUUGAGAGAGAGCUUCGAUCCUUGUUUAGGAGGCCGAGAAGGAGAAGCCAGGCUUCAAUCCUUGGUAUGCUUCAAGAUCUUCGUUCGGGUUCAGAGAAUUCUGAAAAUAAUGGAGAGAGUACUACUAAUAGUAGUAAUAACAAUAGUAACAGUAUGAUUUUGGUUAAUCCUUUCAAUGAAGAGGCCUUAGUUCUUCAAGGUUCUUUUGAUGUAAACCAAUCAGAAAACCCAAUUCGAAAUAUGGCAAGUUCUUUAGGGGACUAUCUUAUAGGACCUGGUUUGGAUUUAUUGCUGCAGCAUUUAUCGGAGAAUGAUCCUAACCACUAUGGGACCCCUCCUGCACAGAAGGAAGCAGUUCAAGCAAUGCCAACUGUUGCUGUUGAGCAGAGCUUGCAGUGCUCAGUAUGCCUAGAGGAGUUUGAACUUGGGGAUGAAGCGAAAGAGAUGCCAUGUAAACAUAAAUUCCAUAGUGGGUGUAUUCUUCCUUGGCUGGAGAUUCAUGGUUCUUGCCCAGUUUGCAGGUUCCAAAUGCCCUGUGAUGAUUCCAAGAUUCAGGCAAAUGGCUCGAGAAGCAAUGAUGCUACAACAGGCACGGGAGACGGAGUUGGAGGGGAGCAAAUAGGCAAUGGGAGAAGGUAUUGGAUCCCUGUCCCAUGGCCUUUCGAAGGAUUGUUUUCUUUUUCAACAUCCCAAAAUGGUGGAAGUUCUACUUCACCACCUUCCACAGCAACCAGGCCAGGAAAUCCUUCUUAUACAGAUGAAACUUGAAGAUACUUGUAUUGUAUGUAUAAACAUACUUGCUGCUUUUAGAUAUUUCUUCUUUUUUUUUGUUUGUUCAGUUCUUCAUUAAGGAAUUUGCCUACUAUGUAUAAACAUAUAUCCCCUUUGAAGAAUUUGGUGUUGUUGAAAGAAUUAAUGCAAUUUUGCUGGAUUUCUUUA